AUGGAGACAACCAGCCCCCACCCCGAGGGUCACAAAGGAAGCCCCACAACAGAGCCCCCCAAGAGCAUAGGGCUGUGGCCCCCAGGAGCCAUGAGCGACGGCACAGAGACAUUUUUACUGCACAUUUCUAGAACGGCAGGCAGCAGCUCGGAAGGAACGGAGGACUCUGAUUUCUCCACCGACCACGAACACGUGGAAGCCGCAGAGAGAGCGCGCAGACGCAGCAGCACUCGUCUGACUCGUGCGUCGCUGCGCCUCAGCCAGAGCUCACAAGAUAACAGCAGCUUGAUACGCAGCGGCUCACCGGCCGCUGCGGCUCACGAUGAAGGCCCAGAUUCAGCAGCAGAAUCGGCUGCAGCUCCGGUGGCUGCUUCAGUCUUCUCCUCUGGACGCAGGAUCACACGCAGCCAGCAGGGGGCAGCAAACCCCAAAGGCAAAAAGUACCCUUUGCGUCAGAGCAGGUCAUCUGGCUCAGACACAGAGGCCAAUGAUGCAAAACAAAGAGCAGACAGGGAUGAGACGCCACCUCGGACCCCGACAGGCAACGCCCCGUCCUCAGAGUCUGAUAUCGACGUCUCCAGCCCGAGCAACGAGCACGUGUCUUCCAGCAACAAUAUAGUAGUUUCCCAAGAGGAGGACGAGAGGCUGGCCAAAGAGCUGUCGAUGAAAGAGGCCGCGGCCCACGACCUCUCCCACCGCCCUAAACGACGACGGUUCCAUGAAAGCUACAAUUUUAACAUGAAGUGUCCCACACCAGGAUGCAACUCGCUGGGUCAUCUAACAGGAAGACAUGAGAGACAUUUCUCCAUAUCAGGCUGCCCGCUCUACCACAACCUCUCUGCUGAUGAAUGCAAGGGCAAAGCGACGACACGAGACAAGCAGGCCGAGGAAAGGGCGCUGUCGCACCGGCAGGACGAGAACAGACACUCCACACGGAGCCAGGUAAUAUGCAGGAAGGCAACCCCCCCACACCUCACUCUCAUGUUACUUUUCAUGCAGGAACAGCUGAGAUCACACUGCUGGUGGUCAGUGUAGCGAGGUCACAGCGAUGACGGCUCACACAGGAAAUAAAGCGUCUGAUGCUCCUGUUUACUUCAUCUGACAGGCAGCUUCUCCUGAGCAGAAAUCAGAUUUCAGCAGCACGACAUGAUUUAG
Molecule: messenger RNA, 1155 nt
Organism: Cyprinodon variegatus (sheepshead minnow)
Lineage: Eukaryota; Metazoa; Chordata; Actinopteri; Cyprinodontiformes; Cyprinodontidae
Product: histone acetyltransferase KAT7-like
Exons: 6
Coding region: 1-1035 (344 amino acids)
Biological process (GO): regulation of DNA-templated transcription
Cellular component (GO): nucleus
Molecular function (GO): zinc ion binding
Source: RefSeq, a predicted model, not a curated record